CAAGCAUCUAUUGCGGCCAUAACCACAUACUCAAGCCCAGCUUACACCUUGAGCAACCAUGUCAACCCAAGAGAAAGUAGCCGAUCCUGAGGUGGCGAAGCCAGCUGAGGCGCCACCGCCAAAAGCGGAGGCCCCGCCUCCACCCGCAGGUCCUCCGAACGUGGCGAGCUUGCUCACGGCAGACGUGGCUCUUCGAGGGUUGCUGUUUGCUUUGACGCUAAUCGCGCUCUUGGUCAUGGUCUUUAGCAAGCAAACGAAAGAAGUUCUUCUUCCAGGACCACCCUCAGAAGUUCUUCUCCCAGGACCACCCUCAGUGGCAUUUGUGGAGGCUAAGUUCGAAAACUCUCCUGCUUUCAUAUACUUUGUAGCUGCACUCUCAGUGGCUUGCCUCUACAGCAUCGUCACAGCACUCGCAUCCAUCUCCGCCGUCUUGAAGCCAGCCUCCUCAGCCAGCUUCCUCCUCUUCUUUGUGGUCUGGGAUGUGGUGAUGCUGGGAUUAGUGGCCUCAGCAACGGGAACAGCAGGAGGGGUUGCAUACAUAUGGCUGGAGGGGAACAGCCAUGUGCAAUGGGGCAAGUUUUGCGAUGCCUUUGGCAAGUUCUGUCAGCACCUUGCAGCCUCCAUUGCAAUCUCACUCCUUGCUGAUUUUGUUCUCAUCCUUCUCAUCAUCCUCUCCAUCUUCUCUCUGCACAAGAAGAUCCCACAGUAGAAUUUUCACACUUCGAGUGUGACUUUGGCCUGGCUGCUCAUGAUCCCUCUGUGAAAAUGUUGUCCAUGUUUUGUACCUCGAGUACAGGUAGAUAGAUCAUAGAUGUGUUCUGCUCGUGAAUAAAAAAUGUGUCAUCUGUCCUCUGUAUUGUCACUGCAUACGUCUUGUUCUGGCA
Messenger RNA from Eucalyptus grandis, 884 nucleotides. Its product is annotated as CASP-like protein 1D1. The coding region runs from base 59 to 709 and encodes 216 amino acids. The transcript has 3 exons. Lineage: Eukaryota; Viridiplantae; Streptophyta; Magnoliopsida; Myrtales; Myrtaceae. The record is from RefSeq and is a predicted model, not a curated record.